AUGAAGCUGCUGAUUGUUCUCGGAAUUGUAGCAUUGUUGGGAGCAGUGCACGCUGGAUACGAGACCAAACCAAAGAUUGCAUAUAAGCGAGCUAUCCUCGGAGGAUACGGAGGAUACGGCUACGGUGGAUUAGGGUAUGGGCUAGGUCUGGGCGGGUAUGCCGGUUCUGUCUUAGGAUCAGACAUAUUACCAGCGAUAGGACCUUCCCUUGGACCAGCUAUAGGUGGCCCGAUCAUAGGUCCUUCAAUAGCUCCAGCUCUAGCAGCGCCGUCUAUCUCAUUGGCACCCACGAUAACUAGAAAUAUCCACACUCACUCAACGAUUUCUCAGCCGGUACCGGUACCGGUGCCAACACCGGUAGCUGUUCCCGUUACGCGGCACGUAGCCGUUCCAGUUCAGGUACCCGUUCCGGUUCCCGUUGAUAGGCCCGUCCCACACCCGGUCGCAGUACCGGUCUCGGUGCCCCGUCCCUAUCCAGUGCAUGUUCCCGUGGACAGGCCUGUGGCUGUUCCGGUGCCGCAGCCCUAUCCGGUUACUGUUACAAGUCUGAUUUCCUAG
Topomyia yanbarensis is the source of this 558-nucleotide messenger RNA. RefSeq names its product tetra-peptide repeat homeobox protein 1-like. Bases 1 to 558 code for a protein of 185 amino acids. The transcript has 3 exons. Lineage: Eukaryota; Metazoa; Arthropoda; Insecta; Diptera; Culicidae. The record is from RefSeq and is a predicted model, not a curated record.